Scylla paramamosain (green mud crab) is the source of this 5173-nucleotide messenger RNA. Its product is annotated as nucleolar protein dao-5-like. NCBI's taxonomy places the organism in Eukaryota, Metazoa, Arthropoda, Malacostraca, Decapoda, Portunidae. Gene Ontology annotation, cellular component: ciliary basal body. The transcript is spliced from 6 exons. Gene Ontology annotation, biological process: cilium organization. The record is from RefSeq and is a predicted model, not a curated record. Bases 1186 to 3165 code for a protein of 659 amino acids.
UAGCAGCAAAAGAAGAAAAAAAAAAUAAGAAGAAAGCAAAAAAAAAAAAUAAUAAGAAGAAGAAGAAGAAGAAAGCAAAAAAAAAACAAAAAACAAGAACAAUAAUGUGAGUGUGAAAUGAAUUAAAACACGAAAGCAGUGUCAGACAUGAGGGUGCGCGUGACAAACACUAUCAAGAACAUCGUAUUUAGACGCGUUAGGCGCGAUCUCCGCCUCUCCUACGCGUAGCUACGAAACGCCUACACAUGCGGUGGACUGAAUAUAAUCGCACGCGAAAAUUACCCUGUAUCUUUUACUGCCUAUUAUUACUUUCACUACUGUACAGUGGAAUGCAUCUGCGUGUGUUUGGUUCUGAUGCCGGCAGUCUUGGGUAGAUGAGGUUCAGCAGUGGAAUUUUGCACGCAGAACGGUUCAAAAGGUAGUACAACUAACAUUAUCUCUUAUCAUAAUGAGGAUCUGAGGUUCUACUUCCUUGAUUCCAUAAAAGAACGCAAAGAACAAACAAGAAAAAAAAGUGGAAGAUUUAUAAGCUUACGAUUUUGCUUGUGUUAAAUUACACUUCUAUAAAGCGAGAUAUGUCGAAUGAUAAAGUAGUAAUUUCCCAAGAGACGCCUCCCCUGCAUAGUACAAGAAGAUACUUUCCGUGUGUUGUUUGUGUCCUCGAUGCUUUGGCGAGUGUACGUAUGAUGCAGGAAAGGCGAUUUUUCAUAUGGAGCCUUUAAUCUUUAUUAAAGCAGGACGGUUCACAGAUGGUGCCCAUAUCCAUCAUCUUCAGAAAGCAGCACUUUUAUUUCCUUCGUUGUAUUUCAGAUUCAUGGUCCAUCUCUUGGCAAAUCAAUGAAAACAAAUAAAUCAUGCAUCUUAUUUUAAGUUUUCAUACAAAUGGUUAAUAACAGACAUCAUUACAUGUACCUCUCUUACCCUCACCAUUCACCACAGUACUGCAUCCCACGUCUUUUUCUAUCAGUCUCUAGCUGCUUAUCUGCAAUCCCCAUACCACGCCCUUGUGUGCGAGGCCAAGCGCUCACUCUGACGCCUCUGUGUCCAUCUUUAUAUCUCUCUCAAAAUUGUAAUCUAUGAGACAGAUACUGUGUUCCUUAAUCUUACAUAGCUGAGAAAUGAACAUUACUCCAAAGACCUCCUGUAAAAUUGGUAUGAUUCUUUCUAACGUUCCUUUUCACCUUCAUGGUUUAUAAAUUCACAAUGUUGGAACGGAAACAAAAUAAUGGUAUGGUGUUGCAGUUUGAUGGCGGCUACAGACCGACGCGCCUCGCCAACUGGGAGGUGGGGCGUGUGCAUCAGGAGCGACCCCGCCAGCGGCGAGGAACCACCCGGGUGAUUGCUGAUGACCGCGGCCACCUGCUGCCCGGGGUGGCUCGCUCCCAGGCCACGCCCUGGGGACCCCUCACACAAGGGCUAGUAGAACCUGGCCUGGGCGAGCAGCGUCCUUCGCCCACCGAGACUCGACCCGCGCCCCGCCCCGCAGAGGAUGACCAGGAGGAGGAUCCAGCGGGAGAGGGGACGGAACUCCAGGUGACAGGGGCGGGGCUGCUGUCCGCAGGGCGCAGCGAGGAGGGAAACAGCCACCAGGACAAACAUGACUCUAACAGGAGCCAUGGCACGGUUACUCCAGCCUCCUUCAGAAAGGGGACCGCAAGGUCCCCUUCCGCAUCUCAGAAGAGCUCCCGCAAGUCAUCGGCGUCCUCGAAUUCAUCCUCCAUUGACGGUAACCGCGCCCUGAAGGAAACCGCCAACAUCACCCACGACACAGUGGAGGACGCUCUGUUACCUCGACGCCCGGAAGAGGAUCUGACGGCUCUGACAGGGUCUCGCGCCCUCGCUAUACGCCUGGUGGACCACCCAGCGCCCACCAACUGUACAAAGUAUGUCGUCCUACGACCCAACACGGCCCCCUCUCCCGCACCAUCCACCAAGCCGCCAUUACUUCCAAAACGCCCCAAGACUUCCAAGAUCAUAAGGAAGGUCCCAGAGAUUGAGUUCGCUCUCAAGUGGGACCUCAAAGAAAACGACAUUAUGGAAGAAGAAGAAGAGGAGGAGGAAGUCAUCGAGAUGAUGGACGCAAAGAAAAAGCCGCGAGAACCUCCAAGUCCACGCUCAGUCAGCUCUGUGGAUUCUGGGAUUCACAUUCCAAAGACGGCUUGGGGAGACGGUCCGGACACACGUGAACUGGCGUCCAAACUUGAGCGUCUUGAGGUGAACGGUGGGAAGGAAGCGGAAACCCGAUCGCCUUCCCGGAGGGCCUCAGAACCAGAGUCUGGCUAUGGGACACCUAAAUCUGCAGGCAGUCUACCCUCCGUGGCCUCAAGAGCCAGCUCAGGCAGAGGCUCCAUUAGAGUGCCAUUAAGGGUAGGCAGUACCACACCUGCCAGCAAAGACAGGAGCCGCACAAUAUCCAUGGACUCUCAACGCCUUGCACAAGGCAGUACACAAGGCAGUGCAAGGUCAACGCCCAAAAAAGGGUCAUCCUCCACGGCAGAGAGGCACACUCCUAAGUCCUCCUCCAGGAGUAGUAUCAAGACACAAGCGUCACGGAAGGAAGCCAAAACCACACCGGCCAGCCCGCAACCACGGGAUCCUCUUGCCAUCAUGGAAACGAAAGAUUCCGUGUUCCACACAGUUCCCUUGAGGGACACUGGGCGGGGCGUCCACACAUACAGAAGUACAUCGGUGGAGCCGCGGCAGGUGGCAGCAACCACGCAGACGGAAGAGCUUCAGCAGGAGGUGGAAGAAGCAAGCAGCGGUGCUGCGGCACCACCCGAGAUGCGCCACAACCAUCCUGGCCAGGUGAGAUCCAGGAACUGCCUGGCCUGUGAGGUGCGUGCUAUGGACCAACCGCCCAAGAAAUUCCAGGGUCCUUCUGACUUCAAGCCUGCCUUCAGGGCAGGCAAAAUGCAGCAAGACUCCGGUGUCAAAAAAGUCAGGUACACGCGCCAGAGUGAGAAAUACAACGCUCGACUCCGUGCCCGCCACCAGCCUCCCCGCUACUGGCCCAUCAACACUCUCAGCUCGCCCUUCUGCAACCGCCCGGGUUAUGGCCAAGACCAGUACCCGGACCACAUGAGGCUGCGGACCACAUACGGCACAGUGCACGCCACGGCCCCCAAGCAGACCCGCGGCCCCAUUGUCAAAAAACUCUAUCUUUAAAGCUCUCACGUGGCUAUGGACGCCGUGCUCUCUUUAAAUAUCCACACCAUACCACUGACGCUUUUGUGUUGUGGUGCAUGCGAUGUGGUGGUGAAGGUGUGACUUGCUCUGUCCUGUCAUCUCGUUGCUCGACACUGACAGCGCAUUGCCGUUAGCAUGAAUAAGCAGAAUGAAUUACUGAACAUAUCAUUAAAGGGAACUACAGUUUUCAUACAGACACUGAUAAACCAUUUGGUCUCAGCAGUGAAAAGUGAGAAUGUUAAGCUUCGAUGAGGUUCCAAGAUCUGACCUUCUAAAGAGAGAGGUAGAUAAAGGUAGAAGUGCAGGUAGUAGCAUAGAGAGAGAGAGAGAGAGAGAGAGAGAGAGAGAGAGAGAGAGAGAGAGAGAGAGAGAGAGAGAGAGAGAGAGAGAGAGAGAGAGAGAGAGAGAGAGAGAGAGAGAGAUUCCUCGCCUGUAUCCUGCCCUAACGGACAACCCCUCUACAUACCCACACUUCCUAACAUCUCUCUAUAGAAGAUGAAAGUUCUUUGCUGUAUUUGCCGCGGACUGCCUGGUGGCCUUGCUGUGGGAAGGUGGCAGGGCAAUAGGGCGGGAAUUGAGUGCCUGCUGAUGCCCGGAGCCACCAAGAGAGGUCAAUGCGGCAGUUCCUCAUCUUUAUUGUGUCUGUUCACCGCAGGAGACAAAUGUUUAACGCAUUUCUAGAUUUUCUUGUAGGUAAAUUUGUUCCACCUAAAUAAUGUUUUCCUCUAUCUUUUACACAUCUCAUUGCUGAUUCCUCAUCCGAACCGUUACGAAUGAUGGAAGCGGCCGGACCAGCAGCUCACCGCCGCAGAAAACAGGUAGCAGCGAUCACAGGAGAACAAAGAUGGAUCACGCCGCCCCGUGUGCCCAGGUAGCGGCGGGGACGUCCAGCUUUAAGUGGUGUGGAGCCGCGGUGACUAAUGGCUCACACAAUCAAUACAAGGCAGUGUGGUGCUGUGAGUGCCUGCAGCCCUUGUGGCAGCAGCACCAGCGAUCACACCAGUCCUCACCCGGGAAUGGCGGCUGCUGCAAAGCCAUGCACGCUGGUGAUCGGCAUCCUCGAGAACAAGUACAAGUUAAGGGCAUUUGUUAGCAGGAGAAGCAGUGGUCGAGGAUGACUCAAGAAGCUGCCAUGAAGGACGACCAUGAGUACAAACAUCCCGAGUUUUUUGUAUUUUCCUUCGGAUAACGAGGCAAGUCCCAGAGGCGAGCGGCAAUCAUACAGGCCACGCUGGACGCCUUUCAGGGAGACAGCAGUGACUCCCACGUGACCCGGACUCAGCAGGUUCCCAGAUGCAAGGUGACCUCGGCGGGAGGUCAAGAGUGUGGCGUCAGGACCACCGACCUGCGGCCCUCCACUCUGUUUAUGACGAGGGUAAACUGAGUCAGGAUGGCGUCUUGGGAGUGCACGGACCCUAACCGGCUGAUCUCUUCACUACGGCCCGCCAGUACACACACACACACACACACACACACACACACACACACACACACGCUGAAUUAUAAUUGAAAAAUCGAAAACACACACACACACACACACACACACACACACACACACACACACACACACACACACACACACACACACACGGGUGGUGUACGUUAUGUAGUGAAGAAAGCAUUACAGCUUCAAGGGGUAAACCUUCAGUGGCCAGCCACGCUGUGCCAACCUGGGUAAGAGGCCGCCACUUUAGCUGCGUUAAGCUUCCAAUGGCCUCAGUCAGCUCAGCUCAGUGAAGCCUUCCUGCCGCAGUGCUUGGUGCCCUAAGGAGUCCGCCGUCCGCAAAGACUCCUCCUCCAGUAUAUACGUCCAGCGGUACAAGUUUCGUACAUAGAGGCGCAGCGUAGCCAGUCUUAGGUAAUUUAACAAUACCAAAACACUGUUGACUUAGAAAUGCAUUUUACAUGAACUUUUUCUGUACAGACUUUAGUCACAACUUUAGUCUAUGUAGAUUUUGAAUUUUAUACAUUAAACUGUAAGCAAACA